ACCCAACCUUCAGCACCACACCAGACCAUCGUACCAAAGCUGAACAAAAUGAAGAUCGCAAUUUUCGUAUUACUUGCCGUCUGUAGCGCUGUAAGCGCCCACUAUGUUAAAGGAGGAUACGGAGGAUAUGGUGGAUAUGGCGGAUCUGGUGGAUAUGGAGGAGGAUAUGGUGGAUAUGGUGGAUACGGAGGAGGAUAUGGUGGAUACGGAGGAGGAUAUGGUGGAUACGGUGGUGGAUACGGUGGUGGAUACGGUGGUGGAUACGUAGGAUCCGGACACGUAUUUGUUGUUAGACCAUAUUAUGGUGGUGGAUACGGCGGAUAUGGCGGUGGAUACGGAGGAGGAUACGGUGGAUACGGUGGAUACGGAGGUGGAUAUGGUGGAUACGGUGGAUACAGUGGUGGAUACGGUGGUGGAUACGGUGGAUACGGUGGUGGAUACGGUGGUGGAUACGGUGGUUAUAGUUCUUCAAAGAAAGGAGGAUAUUAUUGAAGAUCCUAACCCAAAAUGAACAAUGGAUGAUGUUCGAACAUUCAUCUUAAAAUAUAAUCGUCGCAUUUAA
Messenger RNA from Mytilus californianus (California mussel), 562 nucleotides. RefSeq names its product ctenidin-1-like. Bases 49 to 492 code for a protein of 147 amino acids. The transcript has 3 exons. The record is from RefSeq and is a predicted model, not a curated record. Lineage: Eukaryota; Metazoa; Mollusca; Bivalvia; Mytilida; Mytilidae.